Cladophialophora bantiana CBS 173.52 is the source of this 1101-nucleotide messenger RNA. RefSeq lists its product as uncharacterized. The transcript has 7 exons. Bases 1 to 1101 code for a protein of 366 amino acids. Gene Ontology annotation, molecular function: metallopeptidase activity. The record is from RefSeq and is a predicted model, not a curated record. NCBI's taxonomy places the organism in Eukaryota, Fungi, Ascomycota, Eurotiomycetes, Chaetothyriales, Herpotrichiellaceae.
AUGAUUUUGUCCUUACUCCUCCUCUCCUUUCUAAGCUUUGGAUUCAGUCUUGCAAGCCUUCCGAAAGUCUGGUUUCCAGAGUACUUCGAAACCGACCCAAAAUUCCAAGCUGACUAUCCGACCUGGAAGGGUGUUGUAGACCAGGCUUUCCAAGACGCCGUCACUCUCGCGCGGGUGGUGGUCCUGACAGGGAAUGCGUGUGAUCCGGCCUUUUUGCGAUACUUCCAAGAACAAGAUUACGGCUUUGUACAGGCUUUGUUCGCAAGGAUUGCCAAUGUUCGUCCGCCUAAGAACACAGAUACUCCAGAGGAAGUCCUGGCUAUGUUGCAAAACACAAAUCCUGCCGACACUUUGAGCCCGGUGUGGGAUAAAUUGCUGCUCUCGUUUCUCGACUACCCCAAGAGUCCAUGGGACAUUCCCGCUGGUGGCAGUUGCAACAUGCAGGGCGUAAAUGGCUACCUCACAUACGACGGCAAGGCACCGAGAGAGGAGAACGAUCCGGCUCGGUCAGAUUAUCCCAAUGUUUCGGGAUACUUGGGGAUGUGCCCAAAAGCCAUAAAUUGGCAGACUUGCGUCGACCUGGCCACCACCGAAAACCCUCCAGAUUGGGCCAGGAAAGGCCCAGGGCAGGACUUUACGAGUGGGUGGAGCUGUGAUGGUUUGGGAGACAGAGAUACCGGAGACAUGAGAACAAUUGGGUCUUCUCUGUUGCACGAAAUGUUACACGCAAGUUCCCUUGCCCUCCGACAGUGGCCGGAGCUGUUCAAAAGUAACUCCGUGUACUCGCAGGUCAUCGAUGGCGGCGGCCAAUUCGGACCGCAAAUUGCUGAUUACAAACUUGCCGGGUCGUUUCCGGACCCCUACGGUCCAUUCAACGCUGCCAAACUGGCAAAGUUCGCCAAAAACUCUCGCACAGGGUAUUCGCAAGCAAUCCAAAACGCGGACAACUACGUCUGGUACGCCAACUCGAAAUAUUGGUCGUGGAAAUGUAAACGACCUUUCGGAGCCGCUGCCAGCGAGGCAGAUAACCAGUUCAAUGAGUUUCGAGCAAGAGGACCUCCGAUGUAUGGGCAGUGGAACCAACCACUUCCAGACAGCUAG